UGACGCUUCAAAUCACGUGAUCCCUUAAUCCUUGUCAGCUGACGCUUGGCGGAACUGUAGUUUAGUAAUAUAAAUAAAGUAGUGGAUAGGUUAGUUUAGUAGUUCCAAAGUUAGUCUUAAAUAUUUCCUUUGAUAAAUCUCUCUUAAGAUCGCAGUCAGCGCCUUAAAAACAUCAGCCAUGGCGCUCAGCGAUGCCGCCGUACAGAAACAGAUCAAACACAUGAUGGCCUUUAUUGAGCAGGAAGCCAAUGAGAAGGCAGAAGAAAUAGAUGCAAAGGCAGAAGAAGAGUUUAAUAUCGAAAAAGGACGACUGGUACAGACUCAGAGGUUGAAGAUAAUGGAGUACUAUGAGAAGAAAGAGAAACAGAUUGAACAACAGAAGAAAAUCCAAAUGUCAAAUUUGUUGAACCAGGCCAGACUGAAGGUACUCAAAGCCCGUGAUGACAUGAUUAAGGAUCUCCUUAAUGAAGCACGACAACGGAUGGCCAACAUUGCCAAAAACCCAAAUGAGUACCCAACACUGCUGGAGGGGCUGGUGUUACAGGGAUUUUAUCAGCUGUUGGAGCCCAAGGUUAUAGUUCGGUGCAGAAAGGAAGAUGUAGCGAUGGUGCAGGCUGCUGUUAAAAAAAACAUCCCCAUCUACAAAGAGACAGUAAAGAGUAAUAUUGAAGUGCGCAUCGACGAAAACAACUUCCUGCCCUCUGACAUCUCAGGAGGUGUUGAAGUCUAUAACGCCGAUGGCAAAAUCAAGGUAUCCAACACACUGGAGAGCAGACUGGACCUUCUAGCGCAACAGAUGAUGCCUGAGAUCAGAGUGCAACUGUUUGGUGCCAACCAAAACCGCAAGUUUAUGGACUAAUGGUCUGUUACUAAAUGUGCUUUAGUGGUUGUUAGGAGAACGGUGAAAUUCAAGAGCCCUGAUAAAGUGACAACAAGGUUUGGUGGAAGUUUUUUUUUUUUUUUUUUAAGGUCACUGUGGAUUUUCUGAAGUUUCUGUUGCAAUUCAGGAAAUUCAACUGAUCAUGUUUCAGCAAUAAUAAUAAAA
Sinocyclocheilus rhinocerous is the source of this 1045-nucleotide messenger RNA. RefSeq names its product V-type proton ATPase subunit E 1-like. Gene Ontology annotation, cellular component: proton-transporting two-sector ATPase complex, catalytic domain. The record is from RefSeq and is a predicted model, not a curated record. Gene Ontology annotation, biological process: proton transmembrane transport. Bases 179 to 859 code for a protein of 226 amino acids. The transcript has 9 exons. Gene Ontology annotation, molecular function: proton-transporting ATPase activity, rotational mechanism. Lineage: Eukaryota; Metazoa; Chordata; Actinopteri; Cypriniformes; Cyprinidae.